AUGGCAAGACCUCAGCAAUCUCUGUCUCCGAAGACUAGCUUUCCUCUACUCACAGCCGCAUCUGCCCGUGCCGGGGAGGUGCUCGACGGACAAAGGAGCAGUGACACGAUUGUACCUGCAGCGCAAGCCCUGGGCGAUGCUGUGGAGGCCGCAGGCCUAUCUGUUUUUCGCAUCGGCUCCAACAGAACAAAAUCAAGCAAAAAUCAAACUCCGGAUUCGUCUCAAAGAGUCAGUCGACUACUGCAGGGGCUCUGCGGCUGUUCCUGGCCCUCGGCACAGAAAAUGCUGCGCCGCAAGGAAGCCUUUGUAGUAACUAAGGACAAAAACGCGGGAGAGCACCUCCAACAAAUAAGAGAUACGAAGAGACGGAAGCCCAUUCCUAUGGGCACGCGGCUUGAGCCAGGCGACUGCCUGUACUUUCCCAGCACUAACAGCAUCUCUGACAGCAGCAGUCUAGUGUGCAGACAGCAGCAGCAGAAGCAACAGCAAAAGCACAGGGAACUCUUGCUGUUUUCAGACGCAGAUUUUGUAGUGGUCAAUAAGCCACAUGGAGCUCCACUAAAGAAACUUGCACGUGAGCUGACGGCUUUCUUAGAGGAUACUUCGGGCGCAUCUGCAGGCGCAGCAGAGCCCUUAGUGCCUUUGACUGGCCACGAUCACCACUGCAGCGGAGCGGUGCUGCUGUGCCGCAGUCGUUCUCUGGCAUCAACUAUGCGCACGUCAAUUAUUGAUGGGGGGUUCGGGACUCAGAAGAUUCUUACCAUUGUAGAGGGGAGUCCUCCUGGCAGCAGCGGCGUUGUGAAGAUUCCUCUUAGGCUGGACCAGACAGUUGGCGCUGCGCUACCAUGCUGUACGCAUUUAGGAGGUUCCGCUGCGGUUACGCAGUGGACGGUGUUGCGCACAAUGAAGGCAUCAGUUGAUAGACACGGUGCCUAUAACCAGCCGAACAAGGGCUUGUGGGGGCCCAUGAGGAGUCCGAUAUGGAAUGACAGGCAGCGGAUAUCAGUGCUGCUUCUAGAGACCGAACUUCGGCUAUCGCGCGACCAAGUCCGCGCUCAUUGCGCAUUUGGUCUGCGCUGUCCGGUGAAAGGCGACCAGCUGUAUACGCAGCUGCUGAAGAUGUGGCAACGGGCCGAGCAACAGCAGAAAUGUUCUUCGGCUGACGCUAUCCCAGAGAAAAGCGAUGAAAUGGGAAAAGAACAAGCAAGAGAACGGGUGACACUCCCGUUGCAUGUUGCGCAGAUAAAGUGGAGGACGCUCGCAGGAACAGAAGUAACGGUGUCCGCUCCAGUAGGCGAUUCUGCCUGCGCCGAAUUUAAGGCCUGUGGGCUUUCCUGCGGAGUGAACACUCCGAAGUGGUUGGCUCUUUGA
This is a messenger RNA of Eimeria necatrix, 1371 nucleotides long. RefSeq names its product RNA pseudouridylate synthase domain-containing protein, putative. Bases 1 to 1371 code for a protein of 456 amino acids. Lineage: Eukaryota; Apicomplexa; Conoidasida; Eucoccidiorida; Eimeriidae. The transcript is spliced from 9 exons. The record is from RefSeq and is a predicted model, not a curated record. Gene Ontology annotation, molecular function: RNA binding; pseudouridine synthase activity. Gene Ontology annotation, biological process: pseudouridine synthesis.